Messenger RNA from Perca fluviatilis (European perch), 2581 nucleotides. Its product is annotated as pinopsin-like. Gene Ontology annotation, biological process: visual perception; G protein-coupled receptor signaling pathway. Bases 243 to 1463 code for a protein of 406 amino acids. Gene Ontology annotation, cellular component: membrane; photoreceptor outer segment. The transcript has 4 exons. The record is from RefSeq and is a predicted model, not a curated record. NCBI's taxonomy places the organism in Eukaryota, Metazoa, Chordata, Actinopteri, Perciformes, Percidae. Gene Ontology annotation, molecular function: G protein-coupled receptor activity.
UUUCGAACACCCCCCUUCCCCUGAAGUGUUGCUAUCCCCAACAAAAACACUUUUUAUUGUCCAACAUUUCUGUUUGGCUCUACUUUUUCCACUUGGCAUUUCUUACAGCAACAAGUGUUGCUGGCUACCAGCGACAGCUUAUCCGUUUUUCCAAACAGAAAAAAAAAAAAAAUAAAAUGCCAACGACAUAUUAGCUGCCUUUCAGUGCACAGUGUGUGCCACAGCCGUGACACCGGGCUGCGAUGAUCGUGUCCAACGUGAGCCUGAGCGGCUGCGCAGGGGUCAACAGCGCUCUGUGUGCCGCAGCCGGGGAAGGGCACUUCGGGGGAGGCUCACACCGGACCACCCUCACACCGACAGGAAACCUGAUCGUGGCUGUGUGCCUGGGCUUCAUCGGCACUUUCGGAUUUAUGAACAACCUGUUAGUGCUGGUGCUCUACUGCCGCUACAAGAUGCUGCGGUCGCCCAUCAACCUGCUCCUGAUUAACAUUGCCAUCAGCGACCUGCUGGUGUGCGUACUGGGGACUCCGUUCAGCUUCGCCGCCAGCAUGCAGGGAAGGUGGCUCAUAGGAGAGGGCGGCUGCGUAUGGUACGGCUUCGCCAACUCCCUCUUUGGCAUCGUCUCCCUGAUCUCCCUGGCUGUCCUCUCCUAUGAGCGCUACAGCACCAUGGUGGCGCCCACUGAGGCGGACUCCUCCAACUACCGUAAGAUCUCCCUGGGCAUCACCCUGUCCUGGGUCUACUCCCUCAUCUGGACCAUGCCGCCACUUUUUGGCUGGAGCCACUAUGGUCCCGAGGGUCCUGGGACCACCUGCUCGGUCAACUGGACGGCCAAGACGGUGAACAACAUAUCUUACAUCAUCUGCCUGUUUGUCUUCUGCCUCAUUGUGCCGUUUCUGGUGAUCGUGUUUUGCUAUGGGAAGCUGCUGUGCGCCAUCAGACAGGUGCGCGGGAUCAAUGCAUCGUUGAGCAGGAAACGUGAGCAGCGCGUGUUAUUCAUGGUGGCAGUCAUGGUGAUCUUCUACCUAUUGUGCUGGCUGCCGUACGGCAUCAUGGCCCUGAUGGCCACCUUUGGGUCGCCGGGCCUGGUCACACCCGUGGCAAGCAUCAUCCCCUCACUCCUGGCCAAGACGAGCACGGUCAUCAACCCAGUCAUCUAUGUCUUCAUGAAUAAACAGUUUUACAGAUGUUUCCAUGCCCUGCUGCAUUGUGAGGCUCCUCGACGAGGCUCGAGCACAAAGAGCUCCUCCAAGGUCGCCACCAAGGUCAUGAGGGCUGUAGCAAUCACUGGUACCCGCCGCACCAACAACUUCCUAUUAUUGGUAGCCUCCCUGGGUCAACCGGCCGCCACCAUGCCCCAACCGAACCCCUCAGUGGAAGCAACCAUUGAUAACACCAAAGGCCCCUCUUCAGACAUCAACAAACCUGUCGUAGUAUCACUAGUGGCUGAUGAUUGGCUAUAACCAUAAAAUCCCAUAAAGUACCCAGCCAAGAAGUCAUUAAUAAUGAGAGAGGUGGUGUUACUGAGGCUUGGAGAGCAGCAGCCAGCCAAUCCAGGUGGAGUUAACGCUGCUGUUGCAUCAGCUUUACCCCAGCUAGUAGACAUGAUGGACUGCUAAGAAAGGCACAUCUUGGACUGCUUCUCGACAAUUUACUCUCAGAAGCUGGGAGUCUGCGUUUCUCUGUAGAUGACUAUGAUGAUGUUUUUCAGACCAUUAUGUUAAUAGAAGAGGAAUUGAGGGGAUCAUUCAUUUUGUGCAAUACAUAAUGUUUACUUAGGCAUAACAGAAAUGUGUUCAGAGUGCAAGAAUGUUGCAUUGAUUGGUUUCAGACUGUAGUUACAGAGUGAAGUUCAAGAACACAAGUUGUUUAUUACCCCAAUCAUUUUGAAGUAUUUUCUAGAGUAGACAAGAUUAAAAAGAUAAGAGACUAUUGAGUAAUAUUGGUUAUGAUUUUAAAGUGUCUUCUUGGCUUUUUUUCUCUGUCAGUAAUUUUUAUUUAACUGAUCACUCAUCACUUUAAAAUGCAUCAGUAGUUUUCAAUUAAGUUGUUUAAUAAGUCUUUUGAUGGAAGUAGCAUUGCUAGCAGCACAAAGGUUUUGUCAGAAAUAGUGACUUAGGAAUAAUGAUAUAGGUGCAUGUUGGAGAGUUACUGUAUAGUUCCUUCAAUAGCGAUGUGCAUGUGCACUUUUGAAGUAUGACAUGCAAAUGAGGUUGAGAAUUACAGUAUCUGGUAAUAUUCAGUAGAUAGCACUUAUAGAGAAUAUUGGUAUCGGCAGAAAUCCUGAAAAUGUAUGCCUUUCUGGACUGAUUUUUUUCAGACAUUUCCACGUGUAAACAAUUUGUAUAUUAACAGAUUUCACAGCUGUAAAAUCAGUUUUUUUUUAAAAAAAAGGUGCAGUUAGCAAUGCUGUGCAAAGAUUGUUGAUAUUUGAAUUCAACUGCCAAAUAAAUACUACUGGCUGACAACUACUUCACAUGCUGCCUCCCCACUCCCCCCCCCACCAUCAACUGAAGCCGCCUGUUGCGGAUAGGCUGGAAAAGUGUUUUGUGGCUUGUGCACUCCUUUGUGUUCGUUAUAU